AUGAAGGAUGUCGGCGCGCCGGCCUCGGCGUACGCGCAGGCCUUCUUUGCCAUCCCCGAACCCACCGGCGCCGCGCUGAUGAUCACCGGCGCCGCCGAUCGCUGUCGUGCGUUCACGCUCGUCGAGCUACUGGUGGUGAUCGCAAUCAUCGCGGUGCUGGUGGGGCUGCUGCUGCCGGCAGUCCAAGCGGCGCGCGAGGCGGCGCGGCGGAUGACGUGUGCGAAUCACUUGAGGCAACUGGUGCUCGCCGCGCACCUCUAUGAGUCGCGUCACAAGGUGCUGCCGCCCGGCUCACGAUUGCACGAUGUGCGUCAGCGAGCGGGCGUCUCCUGGAGGGCGAUCGUGCUCGACGGCAUCGAAGAGUCCGCGUUACAAGACUUCGUUGGCCUGCAAGACGACGGCGGAUACGCCAACGCCUACCCGACGCACGUGCCCGAAGUUUUCGUAUGCCCCAGUUCGCCUGAUCGUCCCACGAACAACGGUCCCUACGAUCCGGCGACGCCUUCGAGCCUACAACUCGACCGCGGCUGGUCCAACUACGCCGGCGUUAACGGCUCCGGCGCGACAACCGAGGGCGUGUGGGACCUCACCGGUACUUUCAACGGCGAUCUCUACAUUGAUGGCGUCUUCUACCCCGGGAGCGAGGUUCGAUUCUCCCAUAUAACAGACGGCGCCUCCCAAACGCUCGCCAUCGGCGAGCGUGUCUAUGGCGUUACUCGCUGGGACGCCUUGCUAGAGGGCGCCAUCUGGGACGGCCCUCCGGGCCCGACGCGGCGAAUCGACGAAGUAAGGUCCUUCGCCACCAAGAAUGUCCGUUACCCGAUCAACGCCGAUCCCAAGCAGUUUGGCUACUACUACCAAGACGCCACGGCGCCGCCCGGCGCCGAAAAGUCACUCAAGAUCAACGACUUCUACUUCGGCAGCCAUCACCCCGGCGGGGCCCACUUUGCGAUGACCGAUGCGAGCGUGCCGUUCCUGCGCGACGACAUCGACAUCAACUUGUAUCGCGCGCUCGGCAGCCGGAACGGCGGCGAAGUGCGCGACGGGGAGUUUUGA
Messenger RNA from Symbiodinium sp. CCMP2456, 1056 nucleotides. The record is from the annotation of a GenBank genome assembly. Lineage: Eukaryota; Dinophyceae; Suessiales; Symbiodiniaceae.